Molecule: messenger RNA, 2491 nt
Organism: Sphaeroforma arctica JP610
Lineage: Eukaryota; Ichthyosporea; Ichthyophonida
Exons: 2
Source: RefSeq, a predicted model, not a curated record
AUGUACCCGUCAAAAUCAUUUGUGCUAUUAUGCACUUACCUGUGCUCGAGUGGCAUAGUGAAUGCAGGACAAGCAGUCUCGCACGAUGUGGAUCAGGAAGUACGUGAACAAGGAGUUUGGGAUUUUAAACCCCUUGUGCCUGGAAAUCGUGGUAGCAGCAAAGGUGAAAAUAGUGGUGGUAUUGGUGAGAAUAUGGACACCACGCAUGAUAUAGCAGUUACCCAUCCUGAAAAUUCGCACUCAUGGUUCCAUGCAACGGCUACAGUCACCCACUCGCUUACAGACACAAAAACAGUCAAAGCACCCAUGGUUCCAGAAAAUAACUGCCUGACCACUACACUUAUCACCAUCGGUAGGCACAUGGUUGACCUGCAAGAGGGUGGUGAACAGGUGUUUGAACAGGUAAUUAGACCGUGCAUUGAAAAAUUUAAUUCCCUUCUGCCAGUAGGCGCCAAGUGUGAUGUGGACGCAUCAGUAUCACUGGUUGAUACCUACUACAGUGGGCUGUUGUCAUGGGUGCCCGGCACACAUGACAGUAACACCUAUGGAGCACUUAGAAAAUCAUCGUUGCUAGUCAAUUUGUGCGACGAACCCUGUGUGGAAGCUUUCACGAAGUGCUACCAGAGUCAGACGCUCAAGGUGUUCAUAGACCUGCUAUUCCCACCCAUUGACAACCAACCACCAGCAAGCUCUGAGUGUGACCUUGGCGGUGAUUUGAAGAUUCCCGCCUACCAGCUUCCCGUCGAUCCACGCCCGGCAACACCUGCCAACUGUAAAGUGCUUUCAAUAUGGUUCGAUCCGGACACGGGACGAAGUGAGUGGAUCUGCGGACUUUGCGACGAAGGGUAUUACAGUGACGGUGAUAAGUGUACUAAAGCUACUGAUCAGCAGUGUCUGCCUAAUGAUAAUGAUGGUUGCGAGGUCGACGUUGGAAAUGGCCCUUACUGUGCAUAUGAAGACUUCAGCGUACAAGGAACCUUCACGGGUGAGGUCAUCCAGGCAUGCCUACCAAAGAACUGUUGCUCCAAAUCAAACACCAUCACCAAUGGCAUGAGUUUACUCGCAACUUGUAAUAGCUGCACCAAUGAAACUAGAGCGGACGUAGUAGAUGUCAUUGACCCUGGCUCUCCGCCUACUGAUAACAACGUAAUAAUUGUUGAUGAAGAACGUGGCCCCCCCGAUACUGGUAAUGCUGGAGCCCCCGGUCAACAGAUUUCAGUAACAGUGGUAAAUAUUGUGACAGAGCAAACUUUACCUGACGUUCCAAUUGCACUCACAUGCGAGGACGAUACCAGUAUGGUAGAAAAGAAUACAGACGAUGAAGGUACUCGGGAGUUCAAUGACUUGCCUGACUGUACAUAUAGUAUCAGCGUACCGGGUAAUGUGGACGGAUCCGGGCCUUUCUACGGUUUCUUCUUUGAAGGAGAUACCGAUGAGAUUGUAGUUGGUAGCGCAGAAGCACUUAUUCCAGAUCGUGCCACAGGAAACGUAGUUGUUUAUUACGGAGAUGUUGGAAGUAUCGAGGGAACAGUUUUGUGCCGCGAGGGUGCAGAUGUGAGUGGUUGCGAGGGCGUGGAAGUCACUGCUAUCUGUCCGGGUAAUGCGAUGAUGUCGCAAACCACAACCACAGAUGCAAACGGUGAAUAUGUAUUUGAUGAGAUGUUGAUGUGCGACUACACAGUGUCGGUUCCACCUACACUGGAUGAGUGGGUAUUAAUAGACGGACCCAACGAUGGCGAUGGCGACGAUAGUUCAACAGAUAUCACGUUAUCCUCUUACAAUGAAACCGUGACGUUGGGUACGUUUACCUACGGCAAGCUGGGAAGUAUAUCUGGCCACGCUCUAGAGUUGGUGUCAGAAAAGCCCAUUGCCGAUGUUGAGAUCACAGUCACGUGCCCAUUGUCAAUGGUUGUAUCUGAUGAAGAGCAAUUCAAAAAUUACACCACAACUACUGACGACGACGGGUAUUUCCUAUUCUCGGACUUGCCCUAUUGCAGAUACAUUAUGUUUGCACCUGGCCGUGUGCUUGCAGUGGGUCCCAUCUACGGCGUUGUUGACGAAGGAAGCAGCAAUUUGGUAUCAGUCACCGAUAUAGAGUUGACGAGCAUCGCCCCCAACUCUACUGACAACAAUAUCUACUAUGGUACAUUGGGUAGCAUCGAGGGAACCAUUGGAUGCGGGUUGGGUGAUGAGUAUAGCGGUCUAGAGAAUGUUGAGGUAACAGUUACAUGCAAAGACACUCCAUCGUUCAGCCUUGCAGUGACAACUGAUGGUAACGGAAGUUUUCAAUUCGAUUCAUUGCUCAUUUGUGAGUACACGGUAUCUGUCACAUCGACUCUUAAUGGACAAGUGCUCAUCUUUAUGCCAGUGGAUGGCGAUGGCGAUGAUAGGUCGACAAGCGUCGCAAUCACUGCUGAUAACCUGAACGUUUCAGUGGAUGGCACAUUUACCAAUUGCGAACCGGAAGAUGGUGAUGGUCUGCCUGAUACCG